UGACAUCGGCGAUAGUGCGCGCGGGAGCACGUGGAGCUCUAUAAAAUAUCUGGGAGCACAUUGCCGAGGCUCCAGUUGCGCUUUGUAAGUAACCAAGAGCGGAAAGAACCGCGGAAUAUGCUCGCUACCCCCUGCGCGAUUUGCUCACGCUCUUCCCGUUGCUGCUGCUGUUGCUGCUCUUGUUAAUAAGUAGUGCGAUUGUAAGCCGAUUGUUGUGAGACGAUUUUGGGAGUGAACUGUAUAUAGGAUCAAAGACGUAAUACUUAUACAAAGGAUGCAGUCGACGUUGAGACUCUCCCGAUGUUCGAGGCUGCUGCUGGUGCGCGAGGGGCCGAAGAGACACGCGCGAGGAGUACAACUGUCAGUCGCGAGGUGCUCCAAAUUCGAGGAGGCUUUUCCACCUAGAGAAGAAUUUCAGACGAGGCACAUCGGUCCCAGAGAACAUGAGCAGGCGGAAAUGCUCAAGACCCUCGGGAUCAAGUGCCUGGAAGAGCUGACGGCCAAGGCAGUGCCAGCGAAAAUCCUCUACAACAAGGAGUUGGCUAUCGAGAAGCCAGUGACCGAGUUCGACUUGAUCAAGCGGAUCAGCGAAAUCGCCGAUAAGAAUCAGAUAUGGCGCAGCUUCAUCGGCAUGGGAUACUACAACUGCUGCAUUCCCCACACCAUCAUGAGGAAUAUUUUCGAAAAUCCCGGAUGGACGACGCAGUACACGCCCUACCAGCCGGAAAUCGCUCAGGGCCGACUCGAGUCCCUGCUGAACUACCAGACGAUGAUUUGCGACUUCACUGGUCUGGAGGUGGCGAACGCCUCGCUCCUCGACGAAGGUACCGCAGCUGCCGAAGCUCUCGGUUUGGCUCACCGCUACAACAAGCGCAAGCGCAUCUUCGUUUCGGACAAGGUGCACCCGCAGACCGUCAGCGUCAUCGCGACCAGAGCGACGUCCCUCGGGCUCGAACUCGAGAUCGGCGAUAUCUUCAAGGUCGACACCAGUGGAAAGGACAUCGCUGGGAUAUUGAUACAGUAUCCUGACACCACGGGCACGAUCCAGGACUUCUCGGGCGUCGUAAAGAAGGCACAUGCCGACGGCACUCUGGUAGUAGCAGCUACAGACCUCCUCUCCCUCGCCGUGACAAAGCCCCCGGGCGAGUUCGACGUGGACAUCUGCAUAGGCACUAGUCAGCGUUUCGGUGUCCCUCUAGGCUACGGCGGACCUCACGCCGGUUUCUUCGCCUGUCGCCAGAAGCUCGUGCGUCUCAUGCCCGGUCGCAUGAUCGGAGUCACGCGCGAUGCCGACGACCGCGAGGCCUACCGUCUGGCUCUCCAGACUAGAGAACAGCACAUCAGAAGGGACAAGGCCACGAGCAACAUCUGCACGGCUCAGGCGCUACUGGCGAACAUGUCGGCCAUGUACGCGGUCUACCACGGGCCGAAGGGUAUCAAGGACAUUGCCAUGAGAGUGCAUAGGUUGACGGUGGGUUUGGCCGAGGGACUGAAGGCCGAUGGUCAUCAGGUUGCGAACGAGUGGUACUUCGAUACAUUGACGGUUAAGCCCAAGGUGCUCGUGGAGGUCGUGCGGAAGAAUGCUGAGGCUGCCAAGAUCAACUUGAGGUACAAUCAGGAUGAUACUGUAGGCCUGUCUCUGGACGAGACAACAAAGCCUGAAGACGUAAACGACCUGUUCAGAGUGUUCUCCACCGACACGACGAUCGAGAAGGUCUUGGACAGCGGUUUGAUCGAAGGUAAGGACCUGAGCGCUUCGCCGUUCCAUCGUACUUCCGCGUACUUGGAACAUCCAGUCUUCAAUUCUUUCCACUCCGAGACGAGGAUCGUCAGGUACAUGAAGUCCUUGGAGAACAAGGAUAUCUCGCUCGUGCACAGUAUGAUUCCUCUGGGCUCCUGCACCAUGAAACUCAACUCGACGACAGAGAUGAUGCCCUGCAGUUUCAAGGGCUUCACAGACAUUCACCCGUUCGUCCCACUGGAGCAGUCCAAGGGCUAUCAGCAGAUGUUCCUAGAGCUGGAACGCGAUCUGUGCGAGAUCACUGGUUACGACAGCAUCAGUUUCCAACCAAACAGCGGAGCUCAAGGCGAAUACGCCGGACUCAGGGCUAUCCAAUGCUACCACGAGUCCCAGGGUAACAAAGACAGGCAGGUUUGUCUGAUUCCCAUCUCGGCUCACGGUACCAAUCCUGCAUCCGCACAGAUGGCCGGUAUGAAGGUCGAACCGAUCAACGUGAGAAAGGACGGAUCCGUUGAUAUUGAGCAUCUUAAGGCCAUGACAGAAAAGUUCAAGCACAACCUCUCAUGCUUGAUGAUCACCUAUCCUUCAACAAAUGGCGUCUUCGAAGAGACGAUCAGCGAUGUGUGCGAACUCGUGCACCAAGUCGGUGGUCAGGUCUACCUGGACGGUGCGAACAUGAACGCCCAGGUUGGUCUCUGCAGGCCCGGAGACUACGGCAGUGACGUUUCUCACCUUAACCUUCACAAGACCUUCUGCAUACCUCACGGAGGUGGUGGCCCCGGUAUGGGCCCCAUCGGUGUCAAGAAACAUCUAGCUCCGUUCCUGCCCAGCCAUCCAGUUAUCGAUCCAGCCACUGGUGAAGUCAAGGUUAAUCAAGGACUGGGCGCCGUAUCGGCAGCUCCCUAUGGUUCCUCGGCAAUUCUCCCCAUCUCCUGGGCCUAUAUCAAGAUGAUGGGACCCCGGGGACUUCGCAAGGCUACCCAGGUCGCCAUCCUCAACGCCAAUUACAUGAGCAAGCGUCUGGAGAAUCACUACAAGACCCUCUACAAGGGUACAACAGGCUUGGUGGCGCACGAGUUCAUCAUCGAUCUCCGCGACUUCAAGAAAACCGCCAACAUCGAGGCCGUCGACAUAGCCAAGAGACUCAUGGAUUACGGUUUCCACUCGCCCACCAUGAGCUGGCCCGUCGCUGGUACUCUCAUGAUCGAGCCGACCGAGUCCGAGGAUAAGGUCGAACUUGAUCGGUUCUGCGAUGCUCUUAUUUCUAUAAGGCAGGAAAUCAGGGACAUCGAAGAAGGAAGGUCAGAUGCCAGUAUUAAUCCCCUGAAAAUGGCACCGCACACGCAGGAACAAGUCAUUAGCGACAAGUGGGACAGGCCUUAUUCCAGAGAAGUUGCUGCUUUCCCAGCGCCUUUCGUAAAGGGAAGCUCGAAGAUGUGGCCGACCGUCGGCAGAAUAGACGACAUCUACGGCGACAAAAACCUCUUCUGUACCUGUCCACCGAUUUUACCUCAACAGCAGUAAAUUUUAAUUAAAUGUACAUAGUAAUUUAUUGAUAAGUUCUAGCUGCGCUUUACAUUGCCACAUCUAAAACGUAUUAAGAAAGGAAAAAUCACGAUUUGAGCAAAGUUUGUACAUAUUAUUCCUAAGGAUUGUACUUAGAAUAGGAAUUUUUUUAUUGUUCUCAAUUUAUCUUACAAUAUAAUCAAUUGAUUCAUCAACUCAUCUUCAGUAAAAAACAAAAGUUCAUCCUCAGAGUUGUUUUUAUAAAAAGUUCAUUAAAUAAAGGAAUACAAAAUAAAAA
This is a messenger RNA of Nasonia vitripennis (jewel wasp), 3545 nucleotides long. Its product is annotated as glycine dehydrogenase (decarboxylating), mitochondrial. Gene Ontology annotation, cellular component: glycine cleavage complex; mitochondrion. NCBI's taxonomy places the organism in Eukaryota, Metazoa, Arthropoda, Insecta, Hymenoptera, Pteromalidae. The transcript has 12 exons. Gene Ontology annotation, biological process: glycine decarboxylation via glycine cleavage system. The record is from RefSeq and is a predicted model, not a curated record. Gene Ontology annotation, molecular function: pyridoxal phosphate binding; glycine dehydrogenase (decarboxylating) activity; glycine binding. Bases 275 to 3265 code for a protein of 996 amino acids.